This is a messenger RNA of Nannospalax galili (Upper Galilee mountains blind mole rat), 2182 nucleotides long. It is a transcript of the gene Efhc2, whose product is annotated as EF-hand domain containing 2. NCBI's taxonomy places the organism in Eukaryota, Metazoa, Chordata, Mammalia, Rodentia, Spalacidae. Gene Ontology annotation, cellular component: microtubule. The record is from RefSeq and is a predicted model, not a curated record. Gene Ontology annotation, biological process: regulation of neuron projection development.
AGUGCCUGAUAAAAGCCAAGAAAGUUUUAGAAUAAGAUACUAUAAAAUCUAUUUCUACCUUGAAGAUGACACCAUUCAAGUCAAUGAACCAGGAGUGAUCAAUAGCGGACUGCCUCAAGGAACUUCUAUCAGACGUCAUCGGAUUUCUCUGCCACCUCCUAAUGAUGACCAGUUUUAUACUGUGUCCCAUUUCAAUAUCAACAUAGAUGUUGUCUUCUAUGGCCGGAAAUUCAGGAUUUAUGAUUGUGAUACAUUUACAAAAAACUUUUUGAAGAAAAUAGGAACCAAAUUGAAUCCUCCAGGACAGUGUCCAGUAGAUCCUUACAUGAAGAUGAGAAGAGAGACCUUAGAGUUUGUGGAUCCUUUUCGUCCUUAUCAAUCCAUUGACACUCUGAAACAGUUCCUCCAGUAUGAUAGGAAGGUUCUGCGUUUCUUCUGCCUGUGGGAUGAUUCAACCUCACUAUUUGGGGACCGUAGAGAAUUUAUCUUGUAUUACUUCUUGUCAGAUGAUACUAUUGAAAUCAGAGAAGUAUUGCCAAAUAACUCGGGCCGGGAGACUAUGUCAUCAUUCCUUCAGAGAAGUAAGAUACCCAAGCAUGGCCCACCUGGAGUCUAUCAACCAGGCCAGAUAACAGAUCGAGCUGUUCUCAAUAUAUAUGGUGGCUUAUCAGAGUGGCGAGCAAAUGGCUAUCUGUUGGAUAAAUACCAGCUAGGAAAAGUGAAACAAGAGUUUUACACUGACCGUGACCUGUCCGCAGGAGCCACCCUCAAUGUGUGGGGAAGGAAAGUCCUCCUCUGUGACUGUGAUGAAUUUACCAAGAAUUAUUAUAAGGCAAAAUAUAAAAUUGAUAACUUUACCGCCAUCUCAUGCAAGCCUCCUCCGCUUCCAAAAAUAGAAAGGAAAUUUCCACCUUACACUGGCUUUGGGUCUGAAGAGGAUUCUCUCCGUUCCUGCAUAGGCCUCAAGCCCACACCUCAUCAUAAGAUCUUCAGGAAAUUCAUGGAAUACGAUGGCCAUAGCAAUGUAAACAAUAUACUCCGGUAUUUGGGAAAACUAAUCACAGAUAAAUGUGCUGAUGUGGACAGGUUGUUUGUUAUUGCAUUUUAUCUCAGCAAUGGCACAAUUUCAGUGUUUGAACCUACGGAGAGGCAUUCAGGGAAUGCUGUUGGGAUGUUCUUGAAAAGAAGUCGUGUUAAGAAGCCUGGACAGGAAGUCUUUAAAAGUGAACUAUCAGAAUACAUCAAGGCGGAGGAGCUCUAUAUUGGAACCACAGUGAAUAUCAAUGGCUACCUGUUUCUUGUGCUUAAUGCUGAUGAGUAUACCUUAAAGUAUAUGGAGAGUAAUACAGAUAAGUUUCCAUACAGCAAUUUUGACCUGGCCAUACAAAAGCUGAAACAAGAACAAUCAAGAUCAACAGAGAUCAAGCAGAUGUUCUCAGCUGCUGACUGCUAUCACACGAAGGUGAUGCCUUAUAAUACAUUCAGAGACAUACUGAUGAGCAUAACUCUUGGGAAGCUCAUAGAACAGGAGUUUAUAACCAUUGCACGUCACUAUCAGGUGCCGGAGAUUGUGGAACCAGAUAUUGCUUACUUAAUUCCACGGGUCCAUGAAAAGUUCAAGAAAAAUAUGUUUGAGAAUUUUGACAUAAUUGUUUUUAACUGUAUGUAUGAAGACAGAGAAAAAAAAGGUGUAUUACCCACUAAGGACAUCAAAAGGAUGUGCAAGGCCUCCAGGUUACCAUUGAGUGAUGAUCUUCUAGGAACCUUACUGUCCAAGUUUGAAGACAAAGACAAACAAAUAAAUUACAAGGAGUUUUUCUCUACCCUGAACUGGAGAAAGAAUCCGAUACCUGAAUUGCAAUUCCCACCAUACCUUAAAGAGAGAUAUGAAGAUGUUUGGGUUGGAUUGCCAUCACCUAUUCCUGUUAAAUAUAUUAGGUACUUAGACUUUUUGGAGGAUGUGUACGGCUUAGAGGAGAAGUGACUGUGACAGUUUUGGUCACUGCCCUUUGAUUAUUGCUCGAUCUUUUUCCAUGUUUAUUUUAAUAGAUAUAAUUUCAUUUAAAAAAAAAGAAACAAGAUUAACAUGAAAUGGAAAUGCAUAAACUACACUUAAUCUUCUUUUGUCACUGUAGUUCUUCAGAACAGCCUAUUAUAUUGCUGAUGUACCAACACUAUUAAA